This is a messenger RNA of Protobothrops mucrosquamatus (brown spotted pit viper), 2132 nucleotides long. It is a transcript of the gene RAP1GDS1, whose product is annotated as Rap1 GTPase-GDP dissociation stimulator 1. The coding region runs from base 27 to 1610 and encodes 527 amino acids. Gene Ontology annotation, biological process: positive regulation of GTPase activity. Lineage: Eukaryota; Metazoa; Chordata; Lepidosauria; Squamata; Viperidae. Gene Ontology annotation, molecular function: guanyl-nucleotide exchange factor activity; protein binding. The transcript has 12 exons. The record is from RefSeq and is a predicted model, not a curated record. Gene Ontology annotation, cellular component: cytosol.
UUCUUUUUCCAUGGAUUGUAGAGUUUAUGCGGAAUCCAUGUGUGGAUGCUGGCUUGAUCCCACCUUUGGUUCAGCUCUUAAACUGUAAAGAUCAGGAGGUGCUUCUUCAAACGGGGCGUGCCUUGGGCAACAUAUGCUAUGACAGCCAUGAGGGCAGAAGUGCUGUUGACCAUGCAGGUGGGGCACAGAUUGUAAUAGACCAUUUAAGGUCACUGGGCAGUAAAACAGAUCCAGCCAAUGAGAAGCUCUUGACUGUCUUUUGUGGCAUGCUGGUGAACUAUAGCAAUGAGAAUGAUACUCUGCAAUCUCAGCUCAUCAACAUGGGAGUUAUUCCUACAUUAGUGAAGUUAUUGGGCAUCCAUUGCCAAAAUUCGGCUUUGACUGAAAUGUGCCUUGUUGCCUUUGGAAAUCUAGCAGAACUUGAAUCAAGUAAAGAACAGUUUGCCUACACAAAUAUUGCAGAAGAACUUGUGAAGCUCUUUAAAAAGCAAAUAGAACAUGAUAAGAAGGAGAUGAUAUUUGAAGUUUUGGCUCCCUUGGCUGAAAAUGAUAUCAUUAAACUGCAGCUGGUUGAAGCAGGUCUUGUAGAGUGUUUACUUGAAAUAGUCCAAAAGACAGUAGACAGUGACAAAGAAGAUGACGUUACUGAGCUUAAAACUGCUUCUGAUCUCAUGGUUCUUCUACUUUUGGGAGAUGAAUCAAUGCAAAAAUUAUUUGAAGGAGGAAAAGGCAGUGUGUUCCAGAGAGUGCUUUUAUGGAUUCCUUCUAAUAGCCAUCAACUUCAACUCGCAGGAGCAUUGGCAGUUGCAAAUUUUGCCAGAAAUGAUGGAAACUGUAUCCAUAUGGUGGAUAAUGGUAUUGUCCAGAAACUGAUGGACCUAUUGGACAGGCAUGUGGAAGAUGGAAAUGUGACAGUGCAGCAUGCGGCACUGAGUGCUCUCCGAAAUCUUGCAAUUCCUGUUGUAAAUAAGGCAAAAAUGCUGUCAGCUGGUGUGGCAGAAGCAGUAUUGAAAUUUCUCAGAUCCGAAAUGCCGCCUGUUCAGUUCAAGCUGCUGGGCACAUUAAGAAUGCUAAUAGAUGCACAAGCAGAAGCUGCCGAGCAGUUGGGAAAGAAUGUCAAGCUGGUUGAAAGACUAGUGGAAUGGUGUGAAGCCAAGGAUCAUGCAGGUGUGAUGGGAGAAUCCAACAGACUACUGUCUGCUCUUAUACGACACAGCAAGUCCAAAGAUGUAAUUAGGACCAUUGUUCAGAGUGGUGGCAUUAAACACUUAGUUAUCAUGGCAACUAGUGAACAUGUAAUAAUGCAGAAUGAAGCUCUCGUUGCUCUGGCAUUAAUAGCAGCUCUAGAAUUAGCCACAGCAGAGAAAGAUCUUGAAAGUGCACAGUUAGUGCAGAUUCUACACCGGCUCUUAUCAGAUGAGAGAAGCGCACCAGAAAUCAAGUACAAUUCCAUGGUGCUGAUCUGUGCACUUAUGGGGUCAGAAUCUCUUCACAAGGAAGUGCAAAGCCUGACUUUCCUAGAAGUCGUAUCAAAACUCCGCAGCCACGAGAACAAAACGGUCGCCCAGCAGGCUUCCCUCACAGAGCAGAGACUCGCUGUGGAAAGCUGAGGAAGGGGGCGCCAGUUCCACAUUAGCAUCAUGUCACUGACCUCACCUCCUGUCCUGUCCUGCUGCUGUUACUCCAGCCGUGUUUUUUCCACCGUCACUAAUGCAUGCGUGUAACAUCCCCACACCACACUGUUAUAGGUACCUCUCUAAAUAAGAUUUCUAAAACACCCAUAGCCAAUUGUCAUAGGAUCCUGUCUUUCUUAUCCACACAGCAGACGCAUACAUGCAAUCUGCAGCCUUGUUGUCGUUCUCCUUGUAUUCUUGUUGCUUGGGCCACAUACUAGAAUGUGCAUGUUGUAGUCCUGUAAUAAUGUAAAAGUGGUACAACCGUGAUGACACCUCCCCUCAGACUCCCUACUUCCUCAGUAGAGGCAGCAAGACGGUUGAGAUGAGGCUUGGGAGCACACCUCUCUUUUUGCUGCUUUAGAUAUGAAAGAGGGAAGAGGGAAAGAAAUCUUGCUGCUCAUUCACUGGUCUUGCCUACUAAUGUCAAUCCUGUGGUACCUAGAGAUAAAACCAAUA